Messenger RNA from Pochonia chlamydosporia 170, 1665 nucleotides. RefSeq names its product Zn cluster transcription factor Rds2. The record is from RefSeq and is a predicted model, not a curated record. NCBI's taxonomy places the organism in Eukaryota, Fungi, Ascomycota, Sordariomycetes, Hypocreales, Clavicipitaceae. Bases 1 to 1665 code for a protein of 554 amino acids. The transcript is spliced from 7 exons. Gene Ontology annotation, molecular function: DNA-binding transcription factor activity, RNA polymerase II-specific; RNA polymerase II transcription regulatory region sequence-specific DNA binding; zinc ion binding. Gene Ontology annotation, biological process: regulation of DNA-templated transcription. Gene Ontology annotation, cellular component: nucleus.
AUGGACAAAGAAUCCAAGGCCUCUGAGCGCGCAAAGGCCGACAAGGCCGACAAGUCUGAGGCAAAAGAUCGCGUCAAGGAUCAUGGAACGGGCACCACCAAUUCCAAGAGCCCAAAGAAGCGCCGUAAGGUUAAUCAUGCGUGUGUAUAUUGCCGGAGAUCAGUAAGUUCAUCAUCACAAAUCGUGUACUUUGUGACGGAUGAUGAUGACGCCCACAAAAUGAACCACCUCCCCACGGUUGUGCGCCGGAUGCUGGGCAGUCCCCCAUCUGUGUUCCUCAAAUGGCUCGUUGGGAUCCACAUGACCUGCGACCUUGAGCGGCCAUGUACCAGGUGUAUCAAGCGUAACAUAGGCCACCUUUGCCAUGACGAGCCUCGUGACGCGGACGCAAAGAAACUGAAGAAUGGCAAGACUUCUUCAGCUCCACUGGACGAGACUGAUACGCACUCACAAGCCCCAUCAGACGUGGCCCGCAGCUCAAUAUCCAGUACCAUGGGACCCCCGUCCUUUGACGGCAUGCGGCAGCGCUCUGCAUCGGGAUUUGGUGCCGGAGGUGUUCUAGGCCAAGGAAAUGCAAUGCCCCUGGUGACACCGGGUGCAGGCUCAGGCUUGCAAGGGAACGGCCUAAACAACAGUGGGACAGGGAAUGCGAAUCAAUUCUCUGGAAUUUCAGAUGCUUGGCUUACUGCACAGAACUUCAAUGACAUGAAUUCUUACAAUCCAAACUACAUGAUUGCUCCGCAGGUUACACAUGAGUUCAACCUACUCAACGACUUUCUCCACAACGGAUUGCUAGAUGAUACCAACCUGACGGGAGACGAGACUAGACAGCUUGCCUCUCUCGGACGGUCAGGACAGUCUGACAUGUUGUCAGGGUUCGGAAACAACACUGGCCUUUCGGCCGGCAGUUCAGGGCCUUCGACGAACCUUCAAGGGAAUUUGAUGCCUCCUCCACCAAAAGAGGCCAAAGGAGGCAAGCGAUCAGGGAACUCGGCUGCCGAUAAAACUCGCGAAUAUUACCUUCAGGCUGCUGAUCCGUCUGGGAACGAAACGGGCGAAGAUCGUAUGGCACGUGUGCUGCGUGCGAAAUAUGACGCCGGUUUGCUCAAGCCGUUCAAUUAUAUCAACGGAUAUGCUCGUCUAGGAAAGUACUUGGAUGGUCAUAUAGCACCAUCCUCGAAGCAGAAAAUUCUGCGAACCAUUAACCAGUUUCGGCCGAAGUUCAGAGAGAAGGCCCAAGGGCUGACGGAUAUGCAACUUAUCAUCGUUGAAAUGUGGUUUGAGAAGCAGUUGAUGGACUAUGACCGUGUAUUCGCGUCCAUGGCGGUUCCAGCCUGCUGUUGGAGGAGAACCGGCGAGAUUUUCAGGGGGAAUAAGGAGAUGGCGGAGCUCAUCAACGUUCCUGUCGAUCAGCUGCGAGAUAUUGCCUUGCAUGAGAUUCUGACCGAGGAAUCCAUGGUUAGAUACUGGGAAGAAUUCGGCACCAUCGCCUUCGACCCAGCUCACGAUACGUUAUUAACAGCAUGUUCAUUAAAAAACCCGAGCGACACGUCCGACCACCCUGUCGUGAAGUGUUGCUUUUCGUUUACGAUUCGUCGUGAUGAGCACAAAUUACCCGCCCUGAUUGUGGGCAAUUUCUUGCCUCACGACCCUCCGCCAAAUUAA